Dipodomys spectabilis (banner-tailed kangaroo rat) is the source of this 2152-nucleotide messenger RNA. RefSeq names its product oxoglutarate receptor 1 (gene Oxgr1). Gene Ontology annotation, biological process: G protein-coupled receptor signaling pathway. Gene Ontology annotation, molecular function: G protein-coupled receptor activity. NCBI's taxonomy places the organism in Eukaryota, Metazoa, Chordata, Mammalia, Rodentia, Heteromyidae. Bases 62 to 1150 code for a protein of 362 amino acids. The transcript is spliced from 2 exons. Gene Ontology annotation, cellular component: plasma membrane. The record is from RefSeq and is a predicted model, not a curated record.
GUGCCCACCUCCCUAGUCCAUGGGAGAGAGCUGAGGAUCUGAUACCAGAACUGCGCUGGAAAUGCCUAAGCUGGUUAACUCUCAUUGGACUCCAAUAGCCAAAUUGAACCGUCUGGCCUUGCAAGAUGAAGCAGCCACGAACGAACCCCUGGUUGGCUUAGCAAACACUUCUGAUGUCUCCGAUAAUGUGACUGCAUUGGGCAAUUGCUCGGAUGAGAAGAUGUUGAUCCGCAUGCACUACCUUCCUGUGAUUUACAGCAUCAUCUUCCUCGUGGGUUUCCCAGGAAACAUCGUAGCGAUUUCAACGUAUAUCUUCAAAAUGCGGCCCUGGAAAAGCAGCACUAUCAUCAUGCUGAACCUGGCCUGGACAGACCUGCUGUAUCUCACUAGCCUCCCUUUCCUGAUUCACUACUACGCCAGUGGAGAGAACUGGAUCUUCGGGGACUUCAUGUGCAAGUUCAUCCGCUUUGGCUUCCAUUUCAACUUGUAUAGUAGCAUCCUCUUCCUCACCUGUUUCAGUAUCUUCCGUUACCUGGUCAUCAUUCACCCCCUGAGCUGCUUUUCCAUACACAAAACCUGGUGGACGGUAGUAGCCUGUGCUGUGGUGUGGAUCAUUUCGCUGGUGGCCGUCCUGCCCAUCACCUUCCUGAUUACAUCCACCACCAGGACUAAUCGAUCAGCCUGCCUCGACUUCACCAGCUCAGAUGACCUCACCACGAUCAAAUGGUACAAUCUCAUCUUGACAGCCACCACCUUCUGCCUCCCCUUGGUGAUUGUGACCCUUUGCUACACGACCAUCCUCAACACCCUGGCCCAUGGUCUGCAGACACACAGCUGCCUCAAGCAGAAAGCUCGGAAGUUAACCAUUCUGCUACUCCUCGUGUUCUAUAUCUGCUUCUUACCCUUCCACAUCUUGAGGGUCAUUCGGAUUGAAUCUCGUCUGCUCUCUCUCAGCUGUUCCAUGGAGAAUAACAUCCACGAAGCUUACAUCAUUUCUCGACCCUUAGCUGCCCUGAACACCUUUGGGAACCUGUUACUCUACGUGGUCGUCAACAACAACUUCCAACAGGCCAUCUGCUCCAUUGUGAGGGCCAAACCCAAGGCGGACCACGAGCAAGCCAAGAAAACCAUUUGUUCAAACAACCCCUGAAAGAUUCCAUUCACUCAACAACCCGGCCAAGUUUUUGCCUCUAAUGCAUGUGAAGUGCUGAAUCUGACCCUCAGUGGCCCUCUCGGUAGCUUCUGUAUUGAAGUGACGCCGUGCCAGAGUAAGGACAGAACUACCAAGAGCUCUUUGCAUGAUGUUCAUUGAGCUCUUCCCUUGAGAAGACCCAUCUACGAGAUCCAUGUGGACUCAUCAAGUAUCCAAACACAGAUCACCAAUACUUGGACCUCAGGGCCAUCCCAGAGAAUAUCCGUUCUUAGCCACUUAUUAGAUACACCUGGAAACUGAAAUCCACACAUCUUGCCUUGGAUCCCUAUACAUGAUUGGUGAGAUAGGGAAAACAUAAGACCCAGCAUUCACUUCCAAUUACAUGUUCUUUUACUCAUGGGGCCUGUUUGCAUUGAGGCCUUAGACUGGGUAUUAAUUUUUCACAUCUUACAUUGUCAAAAAUUUUUUUCCUUUCAAAUCUCGCUUCGUGAUCCAAACAAACCAGUAAAAUAUACUUAGAAUAAUUCAAGGGUGUCAAUACAAGUAGCUGGAAUUAGUCCUUGUAAGAUAUUUGGGGAAGGGUACCAUGUUUUUUUUUUAAAUUGUGGUACACCAUCAUAAAAAUUGUUCCUGAAUUUAUAAAAAUUAUCAAGGCAUAUCAGUUAAUAUCUACAUUCCCUAGGGAUCAAGGAGACACAUUUGGAGACAGAACUAUCAUGUGUUUAUUGGGUUUUAAUCAGAUCUAAUGUUUUAAUUUCAGUGAGAAAAUACUCAAGGAAAUUCUCUUUGGAUAACUUGCCCUUUUAUGACUACAAUGAAAAUGUAUCUAUCAAAACAGCAAACGACAUUCUUGAAUUGUGUGUUUUUAAUUAUCAGUAAGUGUAAAUAGUGGAGAAAAUACCUACUCUAGAAUUAAAUCCCAGUAACUAUUAAUACAACUAAUAAACUUUAAAGAAUAACUGGAUGCACUGUCAUAUUUUGUUUCCUGUGAGAAUGCAG